Molecule: messenger RNA, 947 nt
Organism: Aplosporella prunicola CBS 121167
Lineage: Eukaryota; Fungi; Ascomycota; Dothideomycetes; Botryosphaeriales; Aplosporellaceae
Exons: 2
Coding region: 44-574 (176 amino acids)
Cellular component (GO): mitochondrial large ribosomal subunit
Molecular function (GO): structural constituent of ribosome
Source: RefSeq, a predicted model, not a curated record
AACCCGCCCGUCCUUGACGCCGAAUCCACCGCAAUUACCCGCCAUGGCGUCCAUACAGCAGCACGUACAACUGGCCAAGACGCUGCCGCCGCGUCUUAUGCGCUUUUUCCAGAGGUACCCGCCGCCGUCCCUCGUUCCGCCGACCGCGACCGCGACCGCGACCGCAAACACCACCACCGCCGACGCGGGGACGCCCACCACCAUCGUUUCCCCAGAGAAGACGUACCGCAACCCAUUCAAGCCGCACUUCAACACCAUCACUGGCCGGUGGCAGAGCCCUGCUUUUGGACUGCGGCGCCAAGCUGAGCUGUGCAAGCUCGCAUCAAAGCACGGCGUCGAAGAACUGUUGCCCUACUCGAUCAAGAAGUCCGGCGAGCGUGAGAAGCGCCGUGAGGAGAAGGGUCUGCGCGUCCGCGGUACGGGUGUUGGCCAGAAGGUCAAGGGUAAGGCGUGGGAGCGCCAGCUCAAGGGCAAGUUGGAGGAGAGGAGACAAGCCAUGUUGAACAUGCCCCAGAUGGUCCAGGAAUGGAAACAGCGUGGUCACGGUCGUGGAUGGAAGAAGUGGCCCAAAUAAAGGUCUGGGUGGGAUUGAUGCGGUCUCUGUCUCGAUUGACGGAGCCAUUGGUGCGGCAUUGGCUAUGUUUCUAGCUGGUGCAUAAGAGUCGGGAAUGGAAAGUGAGCCAUAGUGUCACGCCGUAUGGGAAAACAUGCAUUGGACGGAGCGGUAUUGCGCAAAAAGGUGUGCAAACUUGGUGGCGUUUAGAGGAAUGAAUGUACAGAACAUCAAUUGUAAGAUUCAAGACAGGAGAUAUCUUACAGUCAAGACUGGUUACGUCUUUUGAGCUGGUCAGCAAAUCCCGACCCUUGAAAAGAGGUCUACUGGUCAUCGAUGCAUGCGCGCUCAAAGAGCCAACGGUGCUGUUUGGAAAAAUAGUAUAGGUAUAGGU